Molecule: messenger RNA, 1371 nt
Organism: Pieris macdunnoughi
Lineage: Eukaryota; Metazoa; Arthropoda; Insecta; Lepidoptera; Pieridae
Source: the annotation of a GenBank genome assembly
AUGGAGAAACGCCCUCCAGACCCCCCUGAUCCUCCGGAUAGGGUCUCUUCUCCGGUGGAAUCAAUGGAUUUAUCCACCCCACUGUUGCCCCAACCUGGUGUCAAGCGCAGACUUGAUACUGUCAAUGAAUCUUUAGUGGAACCUUCCAAAAAACCAAUGACUGAUGUCCGGUCAUCUGUUGAUGACGUCAACCCAGGAUUUUACUCCCAUCCAUCUCUCACUGGCUCUCCCAAGUCAUACCUUGUCAAUGACAAGGGCCCUUUUUUAGUCCAUGUUUCUUGCCCUGAAUCUGACCCAUCCGCCGGUACAUCAAUCCGCCCAAUUAAAUUUGGUCACUUCUUGGUAAAAAAUAAAGUAAGUAACAUUGUUCGUGAUGGUGUUAAAAGAGUGGGACGUAACAGAAUAUCUGUUGAGUUUAAGUCGGGCUUAGAUGCGAAUAAUUUUGUGUCUAAUCCCAUUGUACCUUCCAGCAACUAUUCUGUUACGAUUCCUAACUAUAAUGUUUCCCGUAUGGGCCUUGUGAGAGGUGUCCCAGCUGAUUGGUCGAUGCAGGAAUUUGUCGAAACCUUGGAAAUUCCCGAAGGUACAGGUAUAGUCCUCAAGGCCAGACGCCUAAACCGCAAGACGAACUCCGAUGGUCAAAUUAAUUGGAUCCCAACACAAACCGUUGUUCUAACUUUUCAAGGUCAAACCCUUCCUGAGAGAAUAUUCUCUUGUCAUAGUUCCCUCCGCGUUGAAACGUACCAACUCCCUACAAUUCAGUGCCUUAACUGUUGUAGGUUUGGUCACGUAAAGUCACAAUGCCGAUCGAAGCCUAGGUGUUUUCGUUGUAGUCUAGCCCAUUCUGGUGAUGAGUGUAAUAUCCCUGAAACAGAGUCAUUAUGUUUAUUUUGUACUGCCUCACACUUUGCGACCAACAAAGCUUGCCCUGAACAUAAUCGACAAAGAAAUAUAAAGAGUUGUAUGUCUCAAGAGAGCAUUUCUUAUCUCGAAGCAUCGGCUCGGUUUAGACCUAUCAAUGGCAAAACUUUUGCAGAUUCUGUAAAAGCAACCCCCUCCUCUUUAUCCCAGCCCAUUACUUUACCUUCCCAAGUUUCCCGUCAGACUACAUCUUACAGGAAAACUGUAUUUCUCCCUCCUCGCUCUAGACCAACAUCAGGAAAAUCCUUUGAUAAGGCGGCCCAUGAGGCCAUUACUUCCAAUUUACCCUCCUCUUUACCCAAUGGUUGUGCCGUAAGCUCCCCUUCCCUUAUCAACAAUGAAGUCUCCCCAAAUGAAAAUCUUCUUGACUGCUUAUGGGCAGUCAUUUGUAAUAUGCUAUCCAAGUAUGAUGACAUCCCCAUACCGUCCCACGUUGCCCAAAAAAAUUAA